Messenger RNA from Phragmites australis (common reed), 2329 nucleotides. Its product is annotated as disease resistance protein Pik-2-like. Gene Ontology annotation, biological process: defense response to other organism. The transcript has 2 exons. Lineage: Eukaryota; Viridiplantae; Streptophyta; Magnoliopsida; Poales; Poaceae. The record is from RefSeq and is a predicted model, not a curated record. The coding region runs from base 1 to 1764 and encodes 587 amino acids.
AUGGCCGGGAUGAUGCAGGGCGCCGUGGAGUCGCUGCUAGUGCGGCUGACCGCCCUCCUCAUCGGCGAGGCUCAGCUGCCGGGCCGCGUCCGCGGCGACGUGCAGUUCAUCAAGGACGAGAUGGAGAGCAUGAACAGUGUGCUCAUGCACCUCACCGACGCCCAGCACCGCGCCCACCACGUCCGCACCUGGAUGAAGCAGGUCGUCGGCCUCGCCCGAGAAUGCGAGGGCUACGUCGACCUCUACGUCCGCCGUGUCGGAGCCCCUGCUGGUGAACGAAGCGCUGCCAACGGCCUCCUGCGGUACUUGCGGCGGCUCCUCCGGCUGCUGCGAACCGUUCCGGCUCGGCACCAGGUGGCCACACGGAUCCGGGAGCUCAAGGUCCGGGCGCGGGACGUCACACUGGAAGAUCAAGCAGAGCUCAUCUUCGACACGCUAGUCGGUCGAGGGUUUGUUCGUCCAGGAGAGACCAGCACCGCAGGCAAGAUCAAGAGCUGCACAGUACAUCCUAUAGUUCACGAGUUCAUUGCCACAUAUGUAAGCUUCGGGGACACAUGUUUGCCGCCUGAUGUGGCUCACCGCCUUCCCAUUAACAGUGGGAUAACACUACAACAUGCAUCAAAUUUUGACCAUCCCUUUGGUAGCAUCCUAACUCUUAUCGAAUCUAUGCAUGGAUCUUACGAAUGGAAGAUCUUGAAGGUGCUGGAUCUUGAAGGCUGCGCAGGCUUGAAGAAGAAGCAUCUCAAGAAUAUUUGCAAGGUACUACUCCUCAGGUACUUGAGUCUCAGGAACACAGAUGUUACCGGACUACCCAAGCAGAUUGAGAAGCUGCAGUGCUUGGAGACGUUGGACAUCCGGCAAACAGCAAUAAGGGCAUUCUCCACAAAAUCUGUAACGCUACCGAUGCUAAAACACUUGCUCUCAGGCCACACAAACUCUCCAAGCGACAACUCUGAUAGGUUUGCAGUUUCAUUUGAGGCAGUGCGCCUUCCCAGUGGCAUUCGAAGAAUGAAACAACUGGAGAUAUUAUCCCAUGUUGAAGUUUCCAACAAUGUCAACGACUUAACUGACAUCAGCCAGUUGCUGCAACUGAAAAAAUUGGGUGUGAUCCUCCACGGUAAGAUAGGUGGCUUGAAACUUCUGUUCCAACAGAUUGAGAAACUGUACCUACGCUCCUUGUCAAUCCGGGUCAACCAACCGAUCAGAAGUGAGAGUGCUCCUGAUGCAGAGGUGGUGCCUGCUUUAGUCAAUCCUCCAAAACUUCUUGAGAGCCUGAACAUCAGUGGUAUCGCAGCUGGACUUCCCAGCUGGACUGCAGAUCUCAAUCAGCUUUCCAAGAUAACAUUGCGGGAGACUUCCCUGGGGCCAGAUGAUAUAGACAUACUUGGCAAGUUAAGAAUGCUGCGGUGCCUUAGACUUCUGCACAAGUCAUGCACUGAAAGGACGCUCAACUUCAAGGCAGAAGAAUUCCAGCGCCUCAGGUCAGUGGUUGUUGAGGGCAGUGACAUCACCAACAUCAGUUUUGACACUGAAGCAGCUCCUAAGCUUGAGAUUAUCGUCUGGUCUUUUACCACCAUGGAGGCUCUUUCUGGAGUGGACCACCUCCCUAGGUUGAAGAAGCUGGAGCUCAACGGUGACUGCAACCUGGAACCUGUGAGAGCAGCAAUUAAAAAGCAUCCUAACAAUCCUGAUCUAGAGCAUAACCCACACCAUCAACGCCAAGAAGUCGGAACGGCGAUGGCAGCCUCGUCCUCAUCAUCUUAAGCUCGCAUCGGUAUUUCUCGUUUGAUAUCUUCGAAUAAGGAUACAGCUGAAGGGAAAGCCGGGCCAUCUCCUUUCAGCAUGUAUGCCAUGUGUUUGGUUUAAUUAUCUGUACUAUCUGGAUUUGUACUUUGUUUUUAUGUAUGCGUGUCUAUGUGUGCGAGUGUGAACUGCCCUAGCUGCACUCUAUGGUAUUCGGUGAGGAAUAGGAUUUGCGUGUAUUCAUCACGAACUACUUUGUGUAUUGAACUCAUUUGAUUCUUAAUCGAUGUCGAGUUUGUGAUCUACAUACAGAUUGACAAAAGAAACUACUAUCUAUUCUCUGUUAGCUUGGUUCUGUAGAAUGUAUGUUUACUUUGCUGUCUUGUUGAGUGCAGUUGGUGGUCAGUGACUGGAAUGUUGACACCCCCUCUUUUCUCUGUUAGAUUUAUGUGAUCUUCCUUUCAAGACACUUCAACAAUUCCACUUGUUCCUAGUAACCUCGUUCAAACUGUCUCUGCUAUAAUUUUGUUAAGUGAUGCUGAAUAAGUCUGUGUGCUUGUGACGAAUGGAAGAACAAAACUGAUGC